CUGGCACAUCUUGGAAUGCUGUACGUUUUGUUCACAGAGGAGAAGCUGGGCCAGGCAGAAAAGACGGAGUUGGAUGCCCACCUUGAGAAUCUGCUGGCCCGAGCCGACAGCACCAAGAACUGGACCGAGAAGAUCUUCAGACAGACCGAGGCCCUGCUCCAGCCCAACCCAGUUGAUCAUACGGGUGCACGGAUCGAGGAGUUCCUGUUCGAGAAGCUCGACCGGAAGAUCCCGUCUCGGACCACUAAUGGCGAGCUCCUGGGCCAGUACAUGCUGGAGGCCGCUAACGACUUCGGACCCGGAACACCUUACGGAAGCACCCUGAUCAAGGUGGGGGAGAGCCAGCGGCGCCUGGGCGGUGCGGAGCGCGAGUUCAUGCAGGCGACCUCCAUCAGCUUCCUCACCCCACUCAGGAACUUCCUGGAGGGGGACUGGAGGACCAUUUCUAAGGAGAGACGUGUCCUUCAGAACCGCAGGCUGGAUCUGGACGCCUGCAAAGCCCGGCUAAAGAAAGCCAAGGCAGCAGAGGCCAAAGUGGCGUGUGAGGGAGAAGCCAUGCCCGAUUUUCAGGAGACUAGGCCUCGUAAUUACGUUCUGUCUGCCAGCGCAUCUGCGCUCUGGAGUGAGGAGGUGGACAAAGCGGAGCACGAGCUGCGAGUCGCCCAGACGGAGUUUGACCGCCAGGCGGAGGUCACACGGCUGCUACUGGAGGGCAUCAGCAGUACACAUGUCCAUCACCUGCGUUGCCUGCAUGAGUUUGUAGAAGCACAGGCCACCUACUACGCCCAGUGCCAGCAGUACAUGCAGGACCUGCAGAAGCAGCUGGGGAGCGCUAAUGGAGAAGUGUUCCCCAAUGCCAACGCCCCCCCCGCGCCUGCGGGCGCCUCCCCCUCGGCUGCGGCCACCCUCCCCUUGACGCCCGCCCCGGGCGGCGCCUCCGCCGGCGCCAUGCAGGCCGACUCGCUGAAGAUCGAGGAGGUGCAGCCCCCGGCGACCGGCACGCGCAAGGCCAAGGUCCUGUACGACUACGACGCGGCCGACACCAGCGAGCUCUCCCUGCUGGCCGACGAGUUAAUCACGGUGUACACUGUGCCAGGCAUGGACCCUGACUGGCUGAUCGGAGAGAGGGGGAAUCAGAAAGGAAAAGUUCCCGUCACCUACCUGGAGCUGCUGAGCUAAAGACGGACCCACAGACGGACACCCAGACAAACUGGCAACAACAACCAUUGAUCAAAAGGGGAACAGUCACAAAAAGCAAACACAGAACAGACGUAAGAUGGUUCCGAAUAGAUUAGCUCAGAGGUGCCCAUGUCCGCUGGUCCCAAGAAUAUAGUGAACAGGCUGAGUGCUCACACACGCUCUCCAUUUCAUUUCCAUUUCAUCUGACUUCCAGGAGAUGAAUCAUCUUGCUGCUGCUUCUGUUUUUGCUGAAACGGAAGCUUUUCAGGAACGGGACAGAAUACAUUAAUUCUGUAACCGAUAGUGCAGUUUUUAGAUGUUCCAAUACAGUCUGAAAGAAUGAGCGUUAUUUUAGGUCAAAGAGGCUAGAUUCUCUAGUGCUGUCAUAAAUGUGAGGUUGAUUUAGUUUCUCUCCCUGCUCUGGCACAGGGAUUCUGACAUUGAUGGCACCAAAUAUAGGGUUUUCUUAUUUAACAGUUUGCAUUACAUUUAAUGCUUAUAUUGGUGAACCAAAUUUAGUUAUUUUGCAUUGAUAGUGUUCAUCAAAAGCAAGUGAGUAUGAACUAUCUGGUUUAGCAGCCUCCAUCAUCUUCCCUCUAAACUGCUCAGAUUCUCAUACAAAUCCACAGCAGAGAGAAGUAAGUUACAUGUGGCUUAUUUUUAAAUUUCGUAAUAUAUUCAGUUUUUCAGGAUACAGCACUUUAUCAGAGAUCAUUACAGUGUGACCUCUUUGUUGUUGUACUGAUUUAAUAUAUGAAGCCUAACUAUGCCCAGAAAGAAGAUGAACAAUUCCCUUUUUACUUAAUAUAGUUUUCUGACCUGUUAAUGUUCUGUGGAACCAGAAUUCUAAUCUAAAGAUCUUUCCACCUUCUAAAACAACAUAAAACCAUCCCCAUUGUGCUCAACAGGUGUUCUUUAAAGAUAAAACCUUGAAAUUGGAUUGAAUCCCCUGAAAAUGAGUUUCUCCUAUCUCAGAUAAUUAAAUGUUGCAACAUUUAUGUGUUUUCCAGGAGGCAAAAAAAUGCUGUAUGGCUUCACACCUGAUCCCCUUAACUCAUGUGCUGUUAUUGGGGUGUACAGAUCACCUCCGAUCUCUCACAGGCCCUAGAAGUUACAGCGGAUGGCUGGACUGUGCCACAGGUCCUCCAUCUUGAGUUAGUUUCUAAAGCUUGGCUUCUGCUGGUUUGAUGUUUGGUUUUCAGAGCUAUGAGAUCUGUGAAUUUAGCGCUGAAGUAUUUGUGCUCUUUUAUUAGUUGGUUUUUAGGUUCACAUUCACUUGGACAACUUGACGGCGGUCUCUUUAUUUUUUUAUUUUUUUUAGUGGCUGGGGAUCACAUGGAAAAAUGAGAACGUGACUAACAAAGAGUCAGGGAGUUACUCUGUAUGUGAGGACCAGUUGCAGUUGCUUCUGUCCAAACCUUUAAGAAUUCUAGGAUCGUAAAACUCCUGACGCAACAAUUUAUAAAUGACAUGCAGGUGGAUUGAAACUGAAAGAAUGUAAUCAUCUAUAAGGAAACAGAGCAAACAAACUCAAGGCAUAUUCGUUUUAUUUAUGACUACGCUUUGUAUAUAAACAUUUUUCUGCUUAUUUUGGCUCAGUGCAGAAUUAACUGCUUGUUCAAUGUCAGAUUUUGUGAGUGUUCCUUGCUCUCCUAUUUGUCUGUGUGAAAUGUUGAACUUAAAGGUAUUAAUAGACACUGAAGGAAACACUGAAGUUGACCCUCCCCAAAAAUGUUUUUUUUUUUCCUCUUUGCUGUUGUCAUUGUUGUUGUUUUCUAGCGAGUGAAGGUCUGGUCUUUCAAACUGUUCCAACCCACCAUUGGUGCGCCUGUAGGACUCUUGGUCUCCGUGACUACGAGUGUCACCUUGUUGAAAAAGAUACAGGGGAACGCGAUUUACUUUGCUCUAGGUUGGAGGUUUGCCUCCGUCUUCUGCAAACCCCCAACUAAAUGUUUCCUUCAUCGAUAUUUUCCUUUAGGCUUUCCAUUAAAUCUUUUCAGUAACAGAGAGGCGCCUGCUUGCAGUUUGAAUUCUUGCUCACAGGAGGGUGUUGCCAACAGACCAUAGAGACGAGCUGCCGAAGCCAGGUGUGCUGGGAUAGCUCGAUGCUAUAUUACUCCUGCUUCUGCAUUUUUUUUGUUGGGCUUUGUCUCCCUGAGUUUUGUUUCCCUUUUUGAGUGUAUUGCCUGUUUCUGUAACCCACAUAGUGAAUGAAUGAAAUGUUAACAUAAUAAACAAUAGCUUUAUUGGGA
Messenger RNA from Lepisosteus oculatus (spotted gar), 3431 nucleotides. NCBI's taxonomy places the organism in Eukaryota, Metazoa, Chordata, Actinopteri, Semionotiformes, Lepisosteidae. The record is from RefSeq and is a predicted model, not a curated record.